Messenger RNA from Vombatus ursinus (common wombat), 2649 nucleotides. Its product is annotated as protein FAM110B. Bases 594 to 1706 code for a protein of 370 amino acids. Lineage: Eukaryota; Metazoa; Chordata; Mammalia; Diprotodontia; Vombatidae. The transcript has 3 exons. The record is from RefSeq and is a predicted model, not a curated record.
GAACGAGCAACAGUGUAACGGGGAAGUAGACUGAAAUGGCAUUUUGACUUUGGUUCAUAACCUCCAUUUUAAGGACUGGCUUCAAGUCUUGCCUUUGGUCCAUGAUAGCUGUGUGAUUGUAGAAGCUGGUUCCCCAGCAGAUCUUCAGAAACUACAAAGUACAGAUGAAUUGCUGAUCUGUGUUGGCGAAGUGAGGUUCUAUACUAUAUAGCACUCAAGCUCAUAUUUCAAAGAGAAGAAUUUACAUCACAUUUGGUUACCAUUCACUUCUUCAUUGCAGAUCCCUGCCUGUCUUGAGCACAAAGACCACGGAAGAGAGACUCUCACAUCCUUUAGUGAGAAGAAAGGAAUCAGCAGAGCAUAUUUAAACGGACUUGUGCCUGGUGGCCCUUUGCACACAAGCCUGCCUUUAAAGGAAGGGAGGAGAGAAACACAGUAGCAUUUAAUGAACUCUGUGAGAUGAGGCACUGCUAACGCCAGAUUCCAAAGAUUCAUCCACUAUUCCUUGUGCUUAAUGUAUAUGUUUCUACAAAGUCCGUUCAGAAGAGCCCAGAAAAGAAUCCAAAACGGCUGCGGGGGAAAGACCACCCAACAUGCCUACAGAGACACUACAGACAGGUAGCAUGGUGAAACCUGUCAGUCCGGCUGUUACGUUCACAUCGGCCGUUCCACUCCGCAUCUUGAACAAAGGACCAGACUAUUUCCGCAGGCAAGCAGAGCCUAAUCCCAAAAGACUGAGUGCGGUGGAAAGAUUAGAAGCUGAUAAGGCAAAAUAUGUCAAGAGCCAAGAGGUCAUCAAUGCCAAACAGGAGCCUGUGAAACCAGCUGUGCUUGCGAAGCCACCUGUCUGCCCUGCUGCAAAGCGAGCCUUGGGCAGCCCUACCCUGAAAGUGUUUAACAACAGUGCAAAGACUGAGAGUGGUGUGCAAAGGGAGAACUUAAAACUUGAGAUACUGAAAAACAUUAUUAAUAGUUCUGAAGGCUCCAGCUCAGGUUCAGGUCACAAACACAGUGCCAGAAACUGGCCACCCCACAGGUCGGAUUCCACGGAACUAAACCGACACUCGUUUGCAGAAUCCCUAAAGGUUUACCCCACCCAAGGCCGCAGCAGCCCCCAGGAGAGCAACUCAAAUGUUAGCAGAAGGCUGCUUGAACACUCAGCAGAGUCCUUCCUGCAUGUUUCCCAUAGCUCCUCGGACAUUCGGAAAGUGAGUAGCGUGAAACCUUUAAAAGCAAUACCUUGCAGUAGUUCAGCACCACCGCUGCCCCCCAAACCCAAGGUCGCUGCCAUUGCCACAAUGAAAUCUCCCGAAAUUGACACAGUAGAGUCCAGUUGUGGCGUCAGCCGGAGACCUUCCCUGCAACGGUCCAAAUCAGACUUAAGUGACAGAUACUUUCGUGUGGAUGCAGAUGUGGAGAGAUUCUUUAACUACUGUGGCUUGGAUCCCGAAGAGCUUGAAAACCUUGGGAUGGAAAACUUUGCAAGGGCUAACUCCGAUAUAAUAUCCCUCAACUUUCGCAGUGCAAGCAUGAUCAGCUCAGACUGUGAACAGUCUCAGGACAGCAACAGCGACCUUAGAAAUGACGACAGUGCCAAUGACCGUGUGCCAUAUGGCAUUUCUGCAAUCGAGAGAAAUGCCCGAAUCAUCAAGUGGUUGUAUAGCAUCAAGCAAGCAAGAGAGUCACAGAAAGUAUCUCAUGUGUGAGAGAAGGGGGGAGGCACACUCCCCGUAGUAAGAUGAGGAAGGUCCAUAUCUUUGUCUGUGAAUAGUCAGUUGUGAAGGGUUGUGAAGUCUACUUGAAGUUUCGUAAACUUCUCCAAUCUCUUUGUGUUGCCUGUUGUGCAAUGUUUUCAAGUUGCAUGCCUGUCAACAUGUGAACUGAUCUGGCUUCCACUUGAACAAUAACCGCAGAGCCUGGCUGAGCAUACAUGUUAUCUGCCAAAAGUUUAAGACUAGAAUCUAGUUAGGGCUUCAUUCUCUAAUCAGAACUGUUUACAUGAAAAUGGAAUAAUGACUUCUUCAAUAUUUAUGUAGUUGUGUUUUUAUAGCCCACCUUUAUGUGUCUUAAUUAAAAUUUGUCAACCUUCAUUACUGGCUUUUGAGUUGGGAAUGUAAUUUUUUUAAGUAAUUAUUUUUUUAAAUAAUGCCCACUUAGCCUACAAGUUAAAGAGUAAGAAUGGGGGGGGAAAGUGGAUUUCAUCUCAAAAAUGAUGGCAUUGGCCUAAGCAAAGUUGAAGAGAUCUAAGUUUCUAGAGGAAUAGAAUGGGAAAUAAAAUACUUAUCACUUUCUGCCUGAAAUUUUCAUGCAACAUCCUGAAGCUGUAGUCUGGAGACACAAACUAUUAAGCAUUUCUUUUAAGUGAAAUAAUUUAGCCAAACCUUGAAUUUGAGUCGGUAUAGAAAUACCUCUGGGUCUACGUAGCCUGAUCCCAAGGAAAAAUAGGAGGUGGUGGUGUGAGUGAUAUUUGAUGUGAGGAAGCAGAGGGUUGGAGCGAUGUUUUGUGGAUCAUUCAAAGAUUCCCAGUCUUAAACUUUUGACAGGAAUGACUGGACCCUAAAGCUGAUACUAAAUGCCUUGUUUUUCUCCCUUUUGAAAAAUUAUCAAAUACAUUCUUCCAAGUUUUCUUUUUUUUCUUUUUUUCUUUUU